This is a messenger RNA of Anopheles marshallii, 2741 nucleotides long. RefSeq names its product ATP-binding cassette sub-family F member 1. The transcript is spliced from 2 exons. The coding region runs from base 9 to 2741 and encodes 910 amino acids. Gene Ontology annotation, molecular function: ATP hydrolysis activity; ATP binding. The record is from RefSeq and is a predicted model, not a curated record. NCBI's taxonomy places the organism in Eukaryota, Metazoa, Arthropoda, Insecta, Diptera, Culicidae.
CGUACGAAAUGCCACCGAAAAAGAAGGGCAACAAAAAGAACCAAGACUGGGACGAUGACGAUCAGUCCGAACAGUCGUCGAUCGUGUCCGGAACGUCCGGGAAGUCGUCGAAAAAGAAGGGGGGCAAAGUUGACAACGUGGAUUCUGACGAGGACAGUGGAGCACCAGCGGGUCGUGGAGCAAAGAAGGCACCUCCGGCGCCAGCACCAUCAGGCAAAAAGGGCAAGAAGGGCAAGCGGAACGAUGACGAUUGGAGCGAUGAGGAGGAACAACCGAAAAAGGGAGCGGUUGGAAGAAAAGGAGCCGAUUCGGAUGAGGAACAGGUGAAAGUACCGGUUCCAGCCAAACAAGCUGGCAAGAAGGAAGCGAAGAAAGUGGCUGCGAAAGGAAAGGGUAAGGGCAAGAAAGAUGACGAUUGGUCGGACAAGGAGGAAAAAGAGAUCGAUCUGCUGGUCGGUGGUGGUUCGGAUGAUGAUGAGGAUGAUGACGAUGGGGAAGACAUGAUGGCCGUAAUGGCGAGCAAAAAGUCUGCCAAAAAGAAACAUCCGAAAAAGGCUGCAAAGAAGACAGCGAAGGUACAGGAUUCGGAGGAAGAAAGUGAAGAGGACGAAGAUGUGUCGGAUGUGGAGCCGGUUGUAAAGAAGGAACCACCCAAAGUGGAGAAACCAAAGGAAGAACCCAACGUGGUUAAAGAACCGGAACCAACACCAACACCAGCAGCAGUCGAACCGGAAAAGAAAAAGGAUGAAAAACAUACCAAGCAGGAGAAGGUGAAAGUGCCCGAACCGGAAAAGGUAGUUAGUGAAGAAGAAGCCGACACGGAAGUGAAUGAAAUGGCCGACAAGGUUGCCGAUGAGUUGAAGCUGGAUGAUGAUGGCGAUGAUGACGAUGGUACCGGCGAAAAGGAGAAGAAACUAACACACAAGGAAAAGAAGAAGCUUAAAAAACAACAAGAGUUUGAGAAACAACAGGAAGCGAUGCUACGGAAGGGUGGUCAAGGACAUUCGGAUCUGGACAGUAAUUUCACGAUGUCGCAAGCACUCAAAACGGGCAACCAGAGCAAACACAUGGAACAUGCGGUGGACAUCAAGAUCGAAAACUUUACCAUCUCCGCCAAGGGUAAUGAUCUGUUCGUAAACGCCAACUUGCUGAUUGCGAACGGGCGCCAUUAUGGGUUGGUCGGCCCGAACGGACACGGUAAGACGACGCUAUUGCGCCACAUCGCCAAUCGUGCCUUUGCGAUUCCGCCCAACAUUGAUGUGCUGCUGUGCGAGCAGGAAGUCGUUGCGGAUGAAACGUCCGCGGUGGACACGGUGCUGAAGGCGGAUGUGAAACGGACCGCGCUGUUGAAGGAAUGCAAAGAGCUGGAAGAGGCGGUCGAGACGGGGAAGAUCGAGUUGCAGGAUAAGCUGCAGGAGGUGUACAACGAGCUGAAAGCGAUCGGAGCAGAUUCGGCGGAACCACGCGCCCGGCGUAUUCUUGCCGGUUUGGGAUUCUCUCGUGCGAUGCAAAAUCGACCCACGAAUGCAUUUUCCGGUGGAUGGCGAAUGCGUGUGUCCCUUGCAAGGGCACUUUUCAUCGAACCUACGCUGCUUCUACUCGAUGAACCGACGAACCAUCUCGAUCUGAACGCCGUCAUCUGGUUGGACAAUUAUCUGCAGGGAUGGAAAAAGACGCUACUGAUUGUGUCUCACGACCAGUCCUUCCUCGAUAACGUUUGUAACGAAAUUAUCCAUCUGGAUAACAAGAAGCUGUACUACUACAAGGGUAACUAUACGAUGUUUAAGAAGAUGUACGUCCAAAAACGCAAGGAGAUGAUCAAGGAGUACGAGAAGCAGGAACGGCGACUGAAGGACAUGAAGGCACACGGACAGUCGAAGAAGGCUGCCGAGAAGAAGCAGAAGGAAAAUCUGACCCGCAAGCAGGAGAAGGGACGAACGAAGAACCAGAAGCCGGGUGAGGAGGAUGAUGGACCGGUGGAGCUGUUGUCGAAGCCGAAGGAGUACAUCGUAAAGUUCAGCUUCCCGGAUCCACCACCGUUACAGCCACCGAUUCUUGGUUUGCACAAUUGCCAUUUCAACUUCCCGAACCAGAAGCCACUGUUCGUGGGUGCGGAUUUCGGUAUUGAUCUGAACAGUCGUGUUGCCAUCGUCGGUCCGAACGGUGUGGGUAAAUCCACCUUCCUGAAGCUUCUGGUUGGUGAGCUCGAUCCGGUGAAGGGUGAAGCGAAGCGCAACCAUCGCCUUCGCAUAGGACGUUUCGAUCAGCAUUCGGGUGAGCAUCUGACGGCGGAGGAAACGCCGGCCGAGUACCUGCAGCGAUUGUUUAAUCUGCCGUACGAAAAGGCUCGCAAACAGCUCGGAACGUUCGGGCUGGCCAGUCAUGCGCACACGAUCAAGAUGAAGGAUCUGUCCGGCGGUCAGAAGGCCCGUGUAGCGAUGGCCGAGCUCUGCCUGAACGCGCCCGACGUGCUGAUUCUGGAUGAACCGACCAACAACCUGGACAUUGAAUCGAUCGAUGCGCUGGCGGAUGCGAUCAACGAGUACAAGGGUGGCGUAAUUAUCGUCUCUCACGACGAGCGGUUAAUCCGCGAAACGGACUGCACGCUGUUCGUGAUCGAGGACCAAACGAUCAACGAGGUGGACGGCGAUUUCGACGAUUACCGCAAGGAGGUGCUGGACAGUCUGGGCGAGGUUAUAAACAAUCCUAGCAUAUCGGCUAACGCUGCCGUCCUGCAGUGA